Molecule: messenger RNA, 1096 nt
Organism: Zea mays
Lineage: Eukaryota; Viridiplantae; Streptophyta; Magnoliopsida; Poales; Poaceae
Exons: 3
Coding region: 263-781 (172 amino acids)
Source: RefSeq, a predicted model, not a curated record
GUCUUUUCUAUAAUUGUUCUAAAAUUCUAAAAUUCAAGAUUUAGACAUAUCUAAUCCCAAUUUAGCUCCACCGAAACCCUUUACAAAUACCACAUCCAUCUGCCUUUUUCUAUUUUGUAGCCAAGCACGAAUUCCAACCUCCAAACUACUCCCGUCAGAACAGGACCUCCAUGAUCGCUACUGCCAUAACUCGUUUCGACAUCUCCUUCAUCCUCGUCGCUGCUGCUCACCUACCCAGUGGGCCCAGGCGCCAGGCCGCACCAUGUCUCACGCGCGUGCUCGUCGCGCGGACGCGCAGCAGCCCAUCAGCUGCUCCAAGUUCUCCUCUUGUCCAAAACUGCUUCUCUCGCGCAGCAGAGCAACCGCGCCAGGCUUCUUCUCCAGGUCCGCGUGUGAGAAUCGCAGCCUCUGUUCAUCUCCCAAAUUUCAAACCAUCUCCUACCAACGUCGCGAAGACCUGGGAUCCAUGGCGCCCUUGCAGCAGACCAGCCGGUCUUGGCACCCCAACCCCUGCGGCUCCCCUGCCAUCCGUGUCCCCUGCGUUCUAGGGUGGUCGUCCCGCGUUGUUGCCGUCGAGAUUGCGAUCUGUUCCCGAGCUUCGAGGAAUCGACGGACAAGCUUCAGCGACCAAGAGAUCGAACUCUUCGAGUUCUACGAGGCUGAAGAUUCUGAGCAUCUGUUUGGUGAAGGUUGCCUUUGGUGCAAUCUAUGCUCAGGUAAGGAAGAAGGUGUCGAGGUGGAUCUCCAGGAGUUCCAAGAAUUCGACGAGUUCGAGGAUUAGGCUAGCGACCUCCCCCAGUCAGCUGCCUGUGGUGGGUUGUUUACGUUGGCUACGUUUCGGUUCUGUGUACUUUGAUUUAUAUUAUGUAAAUGGCUCUAGUCUGUAAUAUUAUUACUUACUCUUUAUUGUAAUUCGAAGCAUUGUGCUAUGAUGAGUCAUUUAUGUAAUCGCUGUGUACGUGAAUUUCUGAUCCUGGCACAUACAUGGUUCGCAUUCGGUUUACCUUCAAAAACCGGUUGUGACAUAAGUGGUAUCAAAGCCGUGCUGACUGUAGGACCGCUGACCUAGAGUAGCAUUGGCCAUUUUAAGGACUUA